Pterocles gutturalis (yellow-throated sandgrouse) is the source of this 870-nucleotide messenger RNA. RefSeq names its product zinc finger, C3HC-type containing 1 (gene ZC3HC1). The record is from RefSeq and is a predicted model, not a curated record. Gene Ontology annotation, cellular component: nucleus. The transcript is spliced from 5 exons. NCBI's taxonomy places the organism in Eukaryota, Metazoa, Chordata, Aves, Pterocliformes, Pteroclidae. The annotation marks the transcript as partial.
UGCCUGACAGAGGAGAAGAUUAGCCUGCUCCUCCAGCUGAUCGCAGAGGAACUAGAGCACAAAACGGAGGGAGAGAAACCGCUGAUUAAAUUUGCCACGGAAAUCCUGCAAGUGCACGUUCCUGCCUGCGUCCUGGCUCUGUGCGGCUGGACUUGCAGUGCCGCGUCUGGCUCCGUGCACCUCUCGCUCAUCACCUGCUCCCGCUGCAUGAGGAAGGUGGGACUUUGGGGCUUUCAUCAACUGGAGUCUGUGGGGCCAGAGCUGGACUCCUGCGGCCUGAGCAGCACUCCGCCAGCACCAGCUGAGCGCUUACUGCUUGUGCCCACGUCUCCGCGCAGGAUGCUCACGCGGAGCCAAGACAUGCUCCUGCCGGGCUCCGAGCAGCACGAGAAGAGCCCGUCCCCAGCCAGCUCUCGCCCGCGGGGCUGGGACUCUCCCGUCCCUGUGGACCGGGUUGAGCUGGAGGUGGCCAGCCCCACUCUGAGGAGCCGCCCCGUCACCCGCAGCAUGGGGCAGGGGGACAACAUGGAGGUGCCAUCCAGUCCUCUCCGCAGAGCCAAGCGGGCACGGCUCUGCUCUUCCAGCAGCUCGGACACUUCUUUGAGGAGCUUCUUUGACCCCAGCUCCCAGCACCGCGACUGGUGUCCCUGGGUCAACGCUGUGGAAGGAGCGGAAGCCCUGAAGGACACCACAGCCGAGACGGAGAAGGAACCCGUGAAGGCAGAGCCAGGCUGGCGAGUGGUACUGAACACGCUCCUCGCCACCAGAAAAUGUGACAGAGUGCCCGAGACGGAGCCUGUGAGUAUCUCGGUGAAGUCCUCCAAGGUGUUCCGCAUUUUCCGGCAGUGGGAGAGCAUGAAUUCCUCCUGA